AUGUUAAGAUUAUCAUCCAUUAAAACUUCAUCAAUUAGAUCAAUUAGAUCAAUCUCCACUUCAAGAUCAUUGUUAUCCAACAGUGAAGGUGCUACUGCUUCAUCCAAAGAAUUCAGUGACAGAGAAAAAGCUCAAGAAACUGCUUAUAUCAAAAAACACGAAGCUGAACAAUUAAAAGCUUUAAAAGAGCAAUUAGCUAAACAAAAGGAAACCAUUGAUAAAUUAUCUGAAGAAAUCAAAUCAAUGGAAAAAUAG
Messenger RNA from Yamadazyma jaroonii, 255 nucleotides. The record is from the annotation of a GenBank genome assembly. Lineage: Eukaryota; Fungi; Ascomycota; Pichiomycetes; Serinales; Debaryomycetaceae.